GAGGCUCCGCUCAGCCAACCCAGCUUGACCCAAUCAAACUCGUCACGCACGUCAACCAUCCUCAAAUCCCCAAAUCCAUCGAGCUCUCUCCCUUCUCUUGCUUCUUCUCCAGCCCUCCCUUUCCUUCCCACGCGAACAAAAGAAUCCAAAAAUCCCCAAAUCCCCCCCUCCCCUUCCACGCGUGCUACGCCCUCAAUCCCCAAUUCCCCACGCGGCCGGCCUCCCCACCAGCUCCCCCCAGCUCGGAUCUCCGCCGCCAGCAGCUCCGGCGUAAGAGGCCAUGGAGUGCGAGCCCGAGGAGCUGCAGUUCUUGGGCCCCGUCGGCAUCUACCGGGAGUCGGUGGCCAUCCUGCGCGCACACCGCCCGCUCUACGCCCGCAUCGCCGCCGCCUUCGUCCUCCCGCUCUCCGCGCUCUUCCUCGCCCACAUCGCCAUCUCCCACGCCCUCUUCUCCACCAUCGACUCCGACGACUCCGCCCUCGAGUCCUCCGCUCCCGGGACCGCCUCCCAGCAGCGGAUCCUCCAGAGGCUCGGCGCCGACUGGGCCGCCCUCGUCCUCUUCAAGGCCGCCUACCUCCUCGCGCUGCUCCUCUUCUCGCUCCUCUCCACCGCCGCCGCCGUCUUCUCCGUCGCCUCCGUCUACUCCGCCAAGCACGACGCGCUCACCUUCCCGCGGGUGCUCUCCGUCGUGCCCCGCGUCUGGCGCCGCCUCGCGGCCACCUUCCUCGCCGCCUUCGCGCUCCUCUUCGCCUACCACCUCGUCUUCGUCGUCGUCUUCAUCGCGCUCCUCGUCGCCACCGACAACGGCUCCACCCUCGCCGGGCUCCUCGCCUUCGUCGUCGCCAUCGCCUACCUGGUCGGGCUCGUCUACCUCAGCGUCGUCUGGCACCUCGCCAGCGUCGUCUCGGUGCUCGAGGACUACAAGGGGUUCCAGGCCAUGCGCAAGAGCAAGGCGCUCAUCCAGGGGAAGCUCUGGACCGUCGUGUUCAUCUUCGUCACGCUCAACCUCGUCUUCGUCGUCGUGGAGUUCGCCUUCCGCGCCUGGAUCGUCCAGGGCGCGCGCCACGGUCUCGGCGCGGGAGGGAGGCUGCUCCUGGGCCUCGUCAUCCUGGCUGCGCUCUGCUCGGUCGUCAUGGUGGCGCUCGUGGUACAGACGGUGGUGUACCUGGUGUGCAAGAGCUACCACCACGAGAGCAUCGACAAGAGCAACAUCUCCGACCACCUCGAGGUCUACCUCGGCGACUACGUCCCGCUCAAGGCCAGCGACGUGCAGAUGCAGCACUUCGGCGACGAGGUCUGACCCCUCCCAAAGAUCGACCUGCUUCUCUUUGCUCUCUUCUCUGUAAUACCACUACUAGUCUAGUCACACAGGAAUUGGUACAAUUCCAUUGCUGGUCAUUUAUAUACCCAAAACAAAACGAGAUGGGAAGGAAGCUGAAGAGAAGUAGGAUCAUUUGAUCAGCAGUUUCUCAGUAAUUAUACUCAGCUUUGCUAUGACACGAGGGACAGUUGGAUGUUGCUUGUAGUAAUUUGUAAUGGAGGGAUGGGAGUACAUGCUAGCUUGAUCGCUUGUGUGUACACUGAAACGAAUGAGGACAUGUUGUGUUAAUUAUGGAUA
Messenger RNA from Hordeum vulgare subsp. vulgare (domesticated barley), 1618 nucleotides. RefSeq lists its product as uncharacterized. Bases 281 to 1300 code for a protein of 339 amino acids. Lineage: Eukaryota; Viridiplantae; Streptophyta; Magnoliopsida; Poales; Poaceae. The record is from RefSeq and is a predicted model, not a curated record. The transcript has a single exon.